Messenger RNA from Hippocampus zosterae (dwarf seahorse), 15668 nucleotides. Its product is annotated as ryanodine receptor 1-like. The coding region runs from base 218 to 15472 and encodes 5084 amino acids. Gene Ontology annotation, cellular component: smooth endoplasmic reticulum; sarcoplasmic reticulum membrane; Z disc. The transcript is spliced from 106 exons. The record is from RefSeq and is a predicted model, not a curated record. Gene Ontology annotation, biological process: calcium ion transmembrane transport; intracellular calcium ion homeostasis. NCBI's taxonomy places the organism in Eukaryota, Metazoa, Chordata, Actinopteri, Syngnathiformes, Syngnathidae. Gene Ontology annotation, molecular function: protein binding; ryanodine-sensitive calcium-release channel activity.
AACUUUUGAAAUGCUGCCUUGUCCAGUUGCUCCUCCUCUCCAUGAUGCAGCAAUGAAUGAGCAGUCAGUCCCCUGUCAUAUAACAGUCCCAAGCAGAGGGGGGCCGGCACCCCCAUCGCCUUUCGCUAACCCUUCAGCUACAUUUCCCUAGGAAGUCACCAGGAGAACCGAGAAGCCCCAUUCUCUGCCAGGUUGGUGCGUUUCAUGCCUCAGCAGUAUGGCAGAAGGUGCCGAUGGAGAGGAAGAGAUUCAGUUCUUACGCACUGACGAUCAUGUGGUUCUGCAGAGCACGGCCUCCAUUCUGAAAGAGCAGAUCAAACUCUGCCUUUCAUGCGAAGGAUUUGGGAAUCGUCUGUGUUUCCUGGAGACGACAUCCAACGCUCAGAAUGUCCCACCCGACCUGGCCAUCUGCUGCUUCAUACUGGAGCAGUCCUUAUCCGUGCGAGCGCUACAGGAGAUGCUGUCCAACACUUCUGUGGAUGAGGCUGUUGAUUUGGAUAAAUGGUCGUCACAAGGUGGGGGCCAUCGAACUCUGCUCUACGGACAUGCCAUCCUCUUGAAACACACACAUUCGAGCAUGUACUUGAGCUGUUUGACAACGUCGCGCUCGCUGACAGACAAGCUGGCGUUUGAUGUGGGCUUGCAGGAAGACUCCACGGGAGAGGCCUGCUGGUGGACCAUUCACCCGGCCUCCAAGCAAAGAUCUGAAGGCGAGAAAGUCCGAGUGGGAGAUGACCUCAUUCUCGUCAGUGUUUCUUCCGAGCGAUAUCUGCAUCUGUCAUACGCCAGCGGUGACUUGAUGGUCGACGCUUCCUUCAUGCAAACCUUGUGGACCAUGACCCCUGUGAUGUCGGGUUGUGAACUAGCUGAAGGCUUUCUGACCGGAGGGUAUGUGAUCAGGCUUUUCCACGGUCACAUGGAUGAGUGUUUGGCCAUCCCGGCGGCCGACCAAGGGGAUGACCAGCGCAGAGUCGCUCACUAUGAAGGAGGGGCGAUAUGCAGCCACGCUCGGUCCUUGUGGCGACUUGAGCCACUUCGUAUCGCGUGGAGUGGGGGUCACAUUAAAUGGGGCCAAUCAUUCAGAAUACGUCACAUAACAACAGGACGGUACCUUCUUCUGGAUGAGGAAAAGGGCCUUCUAUUGGUUGACCCCGAGAAGGCCAAUUCAAAAAUGGCGGCCUUCUGCUUCAGAAUUUCCAAGGAAAAAAUCGAAGUCGCCCAGAAGCGCGAUGUGGAAGGCAUGGGCAUUCCGGAAAUCAAGUACGGAGAGUCAAUGUGCUUUGUACAACAUGCCUCAUCCGGUCUCUGGCUCACAUAUGCAGCUGUUGAUGCGAAGUCCGCCCGUUUGGGUCCCCUAAAGAGAAAGGCCAUUCUCCAUAAAGAAGGUCACAUGGAUGAUGCACUGACAGUCGCGCGCUCUCAGACUGAAGAGUCUCAAGCCGCUAGAAUGAUUUACAGCACCACGGGCCUCUUCAACCAAUUCAUCAAAGGUCUCGACGCCUUGAAUGGGAAAAGCAAAUCGGCAAACCCGCAUAAUCUGCCAAUGGACACGGUGGUGCUGUCGCUUCAGGACUUGAUUUUUUACUUCCGCCCGCCGGAGGAAGAGCUGGAGCAUGAGGAUAAACAGUUCAAACUUCGUUCCCUCAAGAACAGACAAAACCUUUUUCAAGAGGAGGGGAUGAUCACUCUCGUUCUGGACUGUGUCGAUCGGUUGAAUGUCUACAACACGGCCGCACACUUCUCCGAAUACGCUGGGGAAGAAGCUGCCGAGUCGUGGAAGGAGAUAGUAAAUUUACUGUACGAGUUGCUAGCGUCGCUCAUCCGAGGUAAUCGUUCAAACUGCGCGCUGUUCUGCGAUAACCUCGACUGGCUGGUCAGUAAAUUGGAUCGUUUGGAGGCCUCUUCAGGAAUCCUGGAGGUGUUGUAUUGCGUUCUGAUUGAGAGCCCAGAGGUGUUGAACAUCAUCCAAGAAAAUCACAUCAAAUCCAUCAUUUCUUUGCUGGAUAAACACGGACGCAAUCACAAAGUCUUGGAUGUGCUCUGCUCUCUAUGCGUGUGCAACGGUGUGGCCGUAAGGUCAAACCAGAACCUGAUUACGGAGAAUCUGCUCCCGGGUCGUGACCUUUUACUUCAAACCAACAUUAUUAAUUAUGUCACCAGCAUGAGGCCCAAUAUCUUCCUCGGGACAUGUGAGGGGUCCACGCAGUAUAAAAAGUGGUAUUUUGAAGUGAUGGUGGACCACGUGGAGCCGUUCCUCACUGCCCAGCCGUAUCACCUGCGUGUGGGCUGGGCUCUGACCGAGGGAUUUAGUCCGUACCCCGGUGGAGGCGAGGGCUGGGGGGGCAACGGGGUUGGGGAUGAUCUCUACUCGUAUGGUUUUGAUGGACUUCACCUCUGGUCAGGACGUGUCCCGCGUCAUGUCGCCACGCCCAAUCAGCACAUUCUGGCAGCAGAGGAUGUCAUCAGCUGCUGUUUGGACCUCAACGUGCCCAGUAUUUCCUUCCGCAUCAAUGGUCAUCCUGUCCAGGGCAUGUUUGAGAAUUUCAAUCUGGAUGGCCUCUUCUUUCCUGUUGUCAGCUUCUCCGCGGGCGUAAAGUUACGAUUUCUUCUCGGAGGUCGUCAUGGCGAUUUCAAGUUCCUUCCGCCACCGGGCUACGCUCCGUGUUACGAGGCCGUGCUGCCCAGGGAUCGUUUGCGCAUUGAGCCCAUUAAGGAGUACAAGCAUGACUUUGAUGGUAUCCGUAACCUGCUGGGUCCAACUCAGUCCCUGUCGCACACAGCUUUCACUCCUUGCCCUGUGGACACUAUACAGAUUGUGCUUCCUCCCCAUUUGGAACGUAUUCGUGAGAAGCUAGCAGAGAAUAGUCACGAGUUAUGGGCUGUGACUCGCAUUGAGCAAGGGUGGACCUAUGGAGCAUUUCGCGAUGACAACAAGAAGCUCCACCCUUGCCUGGUUGAUUUCCAAAGUCUGCCGGAACCUGAGAAAAACUACAACUUAGCAAUGUCAGGCGAGACUCUCAAGACUUUGCUGGCACUGGGGUGUCACGUAGGAAUGGGAGAUGAGAAAGCAGAGGAGAAUCUGAAAAGAACCAAGCUUCCCAAAACUUACAUGCAGAGCAGUGGAUAUAAACCCGCUCCUCUGGACCUCAAUCAUGUCAAGCUGACUCCGAAUCAGAACACUCUCGUGGAGAGACUGGCGGAAAAUGGACACAAUGUUUGGGCCAGAGACCGAGUUCGCCAAGGCUGGACAUAUAGUAUUGUGCAGGAUAUCAUGAACAAGCGCAAUCCUCGUCUUGUCCCUUACAACCUACUGGAUGAAAAGACCAAAAAGACCAACCGAGAUACAGUUUGCGCAGCAGUUCGUACCCUGAUCGGAUAUGGUUACAACAUUGAACCCCCUGACCAGGAGAGCAGUGGGCCCGGAGCAGGCAGCACCCGUGGAGAUAAGAUCCGAGUGUUUAGAGCGGAGAAGUCGUAUGGCGUCACACAGGGCAAGUGGUACUUUGAAUUUGAGGCCGUGACAGUCGGAGAGAUGAGGGUCGGCUGGGCCCGCCCCAGCGUUCGAGCCGACACCGAACUCGGCGCAGAUGAGUUGGCGUACGUCUUCAAUGGCUUCAAGGCGCAACGAUGGCACGUGGGAAACGAGUCAUUCGGUCGGCAGUGGCAAUCGGGCGACGUGGUGGGUUGCAUGAUUGAUCUCACAGAGAUGAACAUCAUGUUCACACUUAAUGGAGAGAUGUUGAUCAGUGACUCGGGCUCUGAGAUGGCGUUUAAGGACAUUGACAUUGGAGAAGGCUUCAUACCUGUUUGCAGUCUUGGCCUGUCCCAGGUGGGCCGGAUCAACUUGGGUCAGAACGUCAGCAGCCUCCGCUACUUUACGAUAUGUGGACUGCAGGAGGGUUUCGAACCUUUUGCCAUCAACAUGAAAAGAGACAUCACAAUGUGGUUCAGCAAGAGCCUUCCUCAAUAUAUUCCCGUACCAGCUGAUCAUCCUCACAUUGAGGUGUCUCGCGUUGAUGGGACGGUGGAAACUGCUCCUUGUCUCAAGGUAACCCACAAGACAUUUGGAUCCCAAAACGCCAACACGGAUUUGCUGUUCUUAAGGCUCAGCCUGCCGGUCGAAUUCCACGAGACUUUCAAAGUCCCCGCAGGGACCACGCUCCUCACUCGCACCCUCACCAUCCCUGAAGAUGAGGUGGUGGAGGUGGACCCCGACUCUGACUUUGAAAUACUCAAGAAGUCGGCCAGUCGAAAAGAGCAGGAAGAGGAGAAGAAAGAACCCUCGGUGCCGAAGGAGAUACCCGCCCUGAAAAACGGAGAGAACGAGAAGGACGCCUCAACUGAGAAGAGCAAGAAAAGGGGAUUCCUUUUCAAGGCCAAGAAGGCUGCAUUAAUAACCCCUGCACCUGUCGUUCCCACCGUGCCGCGCUUAGUGGAAGACGUGGUGCCAGAUGACAGGGAUGACAUGGACAUAAUCCUCAACACCACCACAUACUACUAUUCUGUGCGAGUGUUUGCGGGCCAGGAACCAAGCUGCGUGUGGGUGGGUUGGAUCACCCCCGACUAUCACCAGUACGAUCCGCAUUUUGAUCUCGGCAAAGUCAGGAACGUAACGGUUACUGUAGGUGACGAUAAAGGCAACAUCCACGAUAGUAUAAAACGCAGCAACUGCUACAUGGUAUGGGGAGGGGAGUUCAGCAGCUCCCAGCAGACCCGUGUGAGCCAGGAAGACUUUGUGAUUGGCUGCCUUAUAGAUUUGGACACAGGACUCAUGACCUUUACUGCUAACGGGAAAGAAAUCAACACCUUCUACCAGGUGGAGCCCAAUACUAAACUAUUCCCAGCAGUCUUUGUCCUGCCUUCUAGCCAGAAUAUGAUUCAAAUUGAGCUUGGCAAACUCAAGAACAUUAUGCCCAUCUCGGCCGCCAUGUUCCGGAGCGAACGCAAGAACCCGGUGCCCCAGUGCCCUCCCAGACUGGAUGUCCAAAUGUUAACCCCCGUCAUCUGGAGCCGGAUGCCCAACCACUUUCUCGCUCCGGAGACGGGACGCAUUAGCGAGAGACUGGGCUGGCUUGUUCAGUGUCAGGAGCCACUCACCAUGAUGGCCCUCCAUAUUCCGGAAGAGAACAGGUGCAUCGACAUCCUUGAGCUAUCGGAACGAAUGGACCUGCUGAAGUUCCACUACCACACUCUGAAGUUGUACGGCUCAGUGUGUGCCCUAGGGAACAACCGUGUGGCUCACGCUCUGUGCAGCCAUGUGGAUGAAUCCCAGCUCUUCUACGCCAUAGAGAACACCUACCUCCCUGGACCCAUGAGGAGCGGCUUCUACGACCUUCUUAUUAGCAUGCACCUCGAGUCUGCAAAGAGGAACCGGCUCGGAACCAACAAGGAAUUCAUAGUUCCAAUGUCCGACGAAACACGCAGUAUCACCUUGUACUCUGUCAGGUCACAUGCUCUACCCGGCGUUGGACUCACCACAUGUCUGCGCCCCAAGCUCCAUUUUUCCUCCACUGGAUUUGUCGGAACAGAUCCAGACAUCUACACGUUGAGUCCGGUAGUUCCCUUGCAGGUGCUUAAGACCAAAGCGCUAACCAUGCUCAUUGAGGCUGUGCAAGACGGAGGUCAAGCCAUGAGAGAUCCCGUCGGGGGUAGUGUUGAGUUCCACUUUGUUCCAAUCCUGAAGCUCAUCAGCACCCUCCUCAUUAUGGGCGUGUUUGACGACGAAGACGUCACCCACAUCCUGAAGAUGAUCGAGCCGACGGUCUUCAGCGGCAAGAAGCCGGAGGAGCCCGUCGAGGAGGCCGUUAAAGUGAAGGAAGAGAAGGAACCCAAAGCGCAGAAACUUUCGGUGGAGAAAGAUGAGGAGCAGGGAGAGGUGCUGGAAGAAGAGGAGGAGGAGUUUGAUGAUGACGGUCUCGGAGAAGAAGAGGAGGAGCUGGAGAUGGACGAGGAGGAAGAAGAACUGGAGGUGGCAGAAUCUAUCGUUGAACUUGAAGAAAUGGCUGAUGUGACUGAGCCAGUAAAUGGAGAGAAAGGAGCCCAAGAAACAGAGAAAGAGAUCAAAUCCUGUGAGGCCAGCGGCGAGGCUAAAGAGGAACACUUGGAGCAAGGAAUGUUCCAGAUGAAGCUACCAGAGUCUGUCAAACUACAGAUGUGCACUCUGCUGCAAUAUUUCUGCGACUGCGAACUUCGACACAGGGUCGAAGCCAUCAUCGCAUUUUCAGACAAGCUGGUCAGCCAGAUACAAUCCAACCAGAGGCAGCGCUACAACGAACUCAUGUUGGCCUUCACCAUGAGCGCUGCCGAGACCGCGCGCAAGACCCGUGAAUUCCGCUCGCCACCACAAGAGCAGGUCAACAUGCUCAUGAACUUCAAGAACUGUGCAGAAGAUGAAGAUUGCCCAGUUCCAGAUGACGUCCGCGAGGCUCUGCAAGCGUUUCACAAUGUUCUGCUGGGCCAUUGUGGCGUUCAUAUCGAGGAAGAGGAGGAAGAAGAAGUGGUGGAUUAUUCUGUGCGUGGACGACUGCUCCGUUUAGUGGAAAGGGUAAAGAAGAUCCGUCAGAAGAAGGUGGAGGAGGAGCCGGAGCCAGAGGAAGAUAAAAAACCAAGCACACUGCAAGAACUCAUUUCGCAUUCCACAAUCCACUGGGCCCAAGAGUCUUUUAUCCAGAACCCGGAGCUUGUUCGUAUGAUGUUCAGCCUCCUCCACAGACAGUAUGACGGGCUGGGGGAACUCGUACGCGCCCUUCCCAAGGCCUACACCAUCAAUGCAGUCUCUAUUCAGGAUACGAUGAAUCUGCUUGAGUGUUUAGGACAGAUACGCUCCCUGCUUAUCGUCCAGAUGGGUCCGGAAGAAGAGAGGCUAAUGAUCCAAAGCAUUGGGAAUAUUAUGAGCAACAAAGUUUUCUAUCAGCACCCAAACCUAAUGAGAGCCCUGGGCAUGCACGAAACCGUCAUGGAAGUCAUGGUGAACGUACUGGGCGGCGGAGAUUCCAAGGAGAUCAGAUUCCCCCGGGUGGUGACAAACUGUUGUCGCUUCUUGUGCUAUUUCUGUCGCAUCAGUCGCCAGAACCAGCGCUCCAUGUUUGAUCAUCUCAGCUAUCUGCUGCAGAACAGCGGAAUCGGCCUCGGAAUGCGGGGCUCCACCCCCUUGGAUGUCGCGGCAGCUUCCUGCAUUGACAACAACGAGCUGGCGUUGGCUCUGCAAGAACAAGACCUCGAGAUGGUGGUGAAGUAUCUGGCUGGAUGUGGGCUACAGAGCUGUCCAAUGCUCCUCUCCAAGGGCUACCCUGACAUCGGCUGGAAUCCAUGUGGCGGAGAGAAAUAUCUUGAUUUUCUUCGCUUUGCUGUUUUUGUCAAUGGAGAGAGCGUGGAGGAGAAUGCCAACGUAGUGGUGCGCCUCCUCAUCCGUAGGCCCGAAUGCUUUGGUCCGGCCCUCAGAGGGGAAGGUGGGAAUGGUCUCCUGGCUGCCAUUGAAGAGGCCAUCAAAAUAUCCGAGGAUCCUGCCCGGGAUGGGCCGAGUGUCAAGAAAGACAGACGUUUUCCCAUGUUUGGUGGAGAGGAACAGCAUGAAGAGAACAGGGUGCACCUGGGAAACGCCGUGAUGUCAUUCUACUCAGCACUUAUUGACUUGCUGGGACGUUGUGCCCCAGAAAUGCAUCUGAUCCAGGCUGGAAAGGGCGAGGCUCUGAGGAUCCGAGCCAUCCUUAGGUCUCUGGUCCCGCUUGAGGAUUUGGUUGGAGUCAUCAGCCUUCCGGUUCAGAUUCCCUCUUUUGGAAAAGACAACAGCAUCGUAGAACCAAAGAUGUCAGCCAGUUUUGUGCCCGAUCACAAAGCUCCGAUGGUUCUGUUCCUGGACAGAGUGUACGGUAUUGAUAAUCAGGAUUUCCUGCUCCACGUGCUGGAGGUGGGCUUCUUGCCUGACAUGAGGGCUGCCGCCUCCCUCGACACGGCUGCCUUCGGUACUACCGAGAUGGCGCUAGCGUUAAAUCGUUACCUGUGCUCUGCUGUGCUGCCACUCAUCACCAAAUGUGCCCCGCUCUUCGCUGGCAGCGAUCACCGCGCCAUAAUGAUUGAUUCCAUGUUGCACACAAUCUACCGGCUGUCUCGCGGACGAGCCUUCACAAAGGCCCAAAGAGAUAUCAUUGAGGAAUGCCUUAUGGCUUUGUGCAAGCAUCUUCGCCCAUCCAUGCUUCAGCAUCUGUUACGGCGACUGGUUUUUGACGUUCCCAUUCUCAAUGAGUUUGCCAAAAUGCCACUCAAACUGUUGACCAAUCACUAUGAGCGUUGCUGGAAGUAUUACUGCCUCCCUAAUGGCUGGGCCAACUUUGGAGUGGCAUCAGAGGAAGAGCUCCACCUGACCCGCAAGCUUUUUUGGGGCAUAUUUGAGUCUCUCGCACACAAGAAAUUUGAUGCAGAGAUUUUCAAAAUCUCAAUGCCAUGCAUCUGUGCCAUCGCCGGUGCCAUUCCCCCGGACUAUGUAGACGCUAGCUAUUCUUCUAAGACUGAAAAGAAAGCUUCAGUGGACGCGGAGGGAAACUUUGAUCCAAAACCAGUGGAGACUACAAACACAAUCAUCCCCGAAAGAUUGGAUGCCUUCAUGAACAAAUAUGCUGAAUAUACUCAUGAUAAGUGGGCCUUUGAAAAGAUCCAGAAUAACUGGUCUUACGGCGAGGUCCUGGAUGAAAAUGCAAAAACCCAUCCUAUGCUGAGACCAUACAAGACCUUCUCUGAGAAGGAUAAGGAGAUCUACCGCUGGCCCAUCAAAGAGUCUGUCAAAGCAAUGCUCGCUUGGGAGUGGACCAUAGACAAAGCGAGAGAGGAGGAAGAGUCAGAGAAGAAGAAGGCAGCAUCACGAAAAAUUUCUCAGACAGCUCAGGCGACCUACGACCCAAGUCAUGGUUACAGUCCGCAGCCCAUUGACAUCACUCACAUGGCUCUCUCAAGAGACCUGCAGUCGAUGGCUGAGCAGCUGGCCGAAAAUUAUCAUAACACUUGGGGCAGGAAGAAGAAGCUGGAGCUUCAAGCUAAAGGAGGUGGAACACAUCCUCUCCUGGUGCCAUACGACACCCUGACGGCCAAAGAAAAAGCUCGAGACAGAGAGAAAGCCUAUGAGCUGCUUAAAUUUCUGCAGCUGAAUGGAUAUGCUGUCACAAGGGGCCUGAAAGAUAUGGAAUCUGACAUUUCAUCCAUUGAGAAAAGAUUUGCUUAUGGCUUCCUGCAGAAACUGUUGAAAUGGAUGGAAAUUGCCCAGGAGUUUAUUGCUCAUCUCGAGGCAGUAGUAAGCAGUGGACGAGUGGAAAAGUCUCCCCAUGAACAGGAAAUCAAAUUCUUUGCAAAGAUCCUGAUGCCUUUGAUCAACCAGUAUUUCAAAAACCACUGCCUUUACUUUUUGUCCACGCCUGCCAAAGUCCUGGGUAGUGGUGGCCAUUCAUCCAAUAAGGAGAAGGAAAUGAUUGCAAGUAUCUUCUGUAAAAUGUCCGCUCUGGUGAGACACAGAGUUUCGCUCUUUGGAACGGACGCGUCAGCUAUUGUUAACUGUCUUCACAUCCUGGCCCGGUCUUUGGAUGCGAGGACUGUGAUGAAGUCCGGUCCUGAGAUCGUUAAAGCAGGAUUGCGGUCAUUUUUUGAGAGUGCUGCUGAUGAUAUCGAAAAGAUGGUGGAAAACCUUAAACUGGGCAAAGUAUCUAAAGGCAAUCAGCAAGUGAAAGGCGUGUCCCAGAACAUUAAUUACACAACCAUUGCCCUACUCCCAGUCCUCACUUCCCUGUUUGAUCACAUCGCCCAACAUCUAUUUGGAGACGAUGUCAUGUUGGAUGACUUGCAGAUGUCAUGCUAUCGCAUCAUGUGUAGCAUUUACUCCCUUGGGACAGUCAAGAAUCCACAUGUUGAGAGACAGAGGCCGGCUCUCGGCGAGUGUUUGGCUCACCUGGCAGCGGCUAUGCCGGUGGCUUACUUGGAGCCGCAUCUAAAUGAAUUCAACGCUUUCUCCGUGUAUACCACAAAAACCCCGAGAGAAAGAGCCAUAUUGGGCCUCCCCAGUGAAGUCCAGGAGCUAUGUCCAGAUAUCCCAGAGCUAGAUUCUCUUCUGAAGGAGAUCGGGGACUUGGCGGAGUCGGGCGCUCGCUAUACAGAGAUGCCUCAUGUGAUAGAGAUCACUUUGCCCAUGCUCUGUAACUACCUGCCUCGCUGGUGGGAACGAGGACUGGAGAACUUCCCUGAGAUGGAAAACCAGCUCUGCACAGCAGUCACAUCAGAACACCUCAAUCAGUUGCUGGGCAGCAUCAUGAAAAUUGUGGUCAACAACCUUGGGAUAGACGAAGCCUCCUGGAUGAAGAGGUUGGCCGUGUUUUCGCAGCCCAUCGUUAGCCGAGCGAAACCAGAGAUGCUCAAAUCCCAUUUCAUCCCAACAAUGGAGAAGCUAAAAAAGCGAACAUCCAAAGUGGUGGCCGAGGAAGACCAUCUGCGAAUGGAGGGCAAAUCAGAAGGUGACGAGGAAGAUGGCACUAUAAAGGAUGAGUUUGCCGUCCUCUGCCGAGACCUUUACGCGCUGUACCCGCUCCUCAUUCGCUAUGUGGACAACAACAGAGCAAGAUGGCUUACCUGCCCAGACCCAGAUGCUGAGGAGCUUUUCCGCAUGGUCGGAGAGGUCUUCAUAUUCUGGUCGAAAUCUCACAACUUCAAGCGAGAGGAGCAGAACUUUGUGGUGAUGAAUGAGAUCAAUAACAUGUCAUUCCUCACCGCUGACAGCAAGAGCAAAAUGAGUAAGGGCGGGGACUCAGAGGGCGGAGGCUCGGAUGCGGAGCGUACUAAGAAGAAAAAACGGGGCGACCGCUACUCAGUGCAGACUUCACUCAUCGUGGCCGCUUUAAAAAAGAUGCUCCCCAUUGGCCUCAACAUGUGCUCCCCUGCCGACCAGGAGCUGAUCAAUUUGGCCAAGAUUCGAUACUCUUUGAGAGAUACCGACGAAGAAGUGAGAGAGUUCCUGCACAAUAAUCUCCACCUGCAGGGAAAGGUCGACAAUCCGUCCAUGCGAUGGCAGAUGGCCCUCUACAAGGAAACGGCGGGAAAGGCCGAGGAUGCCGAUGCGCCAGAGAAAGUGGUCAAGAGAGUGCAGGAGGUCUCCGCCGUCCUCUAUCACCUUGAAGUGACGGAGCAUCCAUUUAAAUCCAAAAAGAUGGUGUGGCAUAAAUUGCUAUCCAAGCAGAGACGCAGGGCUGUUGUUGCAUGCUUCAGGAUGACGCCUUUGUACAACAUACCAAGGCACAGAGCUUCCAACAUGUUCCUUGAGGGAUACAAGCGCAACUGGCUUCACACCGAGGGUUACGCGUUUGAAGACAGAAUGAUAGAUGACUUGUCUAAAGCGAUGGAGCAGGAAGAAGGAGACGAAGAGGAGGAGAAAGAAACAAAGCCGGAUCCCCUCCACCAACUUAUUCUGCAUUUUAGUCGCACUGCUCUCACAGAAAAGAGUAAACUAGACACAGAUCAUCUUUAUAUGGCAUAUGCAGAUAUUAUGGCAAAAAGUUGCCAUAUUGGUGAGGAAGAAGAAGGGGGAGAGGAAAUGGUGGAAGAGGCUGAGGAUGAGAUGUCCUUUGAGGUGCGACAGUCAGAACUGGAGAAAGAAAUGGAGAAACAACGACUCCUUUACCAACAGUCCAGGCUUCACAACCGUGGAGCUGCAGAGAUGGUCCUGCAGAUGAUCAGCGCCUGCAAAGGCGAGACGGGCCCGAUGGUGUCGACGACCCUCAAACUUGGUAUCUCCAUUCUCAAUGGUGGAAAUAGUGAGGUUCAACGGAAAAUGCUGGAGUACCUGAGGGAUAAAAAGGAUGUUGGUUUCUUUUUGAGUGUCCAAGCCUUGAUGCAAACAUGCAGUGUCCUGGACCUGAAUGCUUUUGAGAGGCAGAACAAAGCCGAGGGUCUGGGCAUGGUCUCAGAGGAGGGUACCAAUGAGAAGGUCAUGGCGGACGACGAGUUCACCUGUGACCUCUUCCGCUUCUUGCAGCUGCUCUGCGAGGGUCACAAUAACGACUUUCAGAACUACUUAAGGACGCAGAUAGGAAGCACAACAACCAUUAACAUCAUCAUCUGUACAGUCGAUUACCUGCUCAGGCUGCAGGAAUCAAUCAGUGACUUCUACUGGUAUUACUCUGGCAAGGAUAUUAUCGAUGAGCCAGGAAAGAAAAAUUUCUCUAAAGCAAUGACAGUCGCCAAACAGAUUUUUAACAGUCUAACUGAAUAUAUUCAGGGCCCGUGCACGGGUAACCAGCAGUCCCUGGCCCACAGCAGGCUGUGGGAUGCCAUCGUGGGCUUCCUCCACGUCUUUGCUCACAUGAUGAUGAAACUGGCUCAGGAUUCGAGUCAGAUCGGUCUGCUCAAGGAGCUUCUGGACCUGCAGAAAGACAUGGUGGUCAUGUUGCUUUCGCUGUUGGAGGGGAACGUGGUGAAUGGCACCAUCGCCCGUCAGAUGGUGGACAUGUUAGUGGAAUCAUCCAGCAACGUGGAGAUGAUCUUAAAGUUCUUUGACAUGUUCCUCAAAUUGAAAGACAUCGUGGCUUCCGAUGCCUUCCGAGAUUACAUCACAGACCCGCGAGGGCUAAUCUCCAAGAAGGACUUCCAGAAGGCCAUGGACACCCAGAAGCAGUACACCCCUUCGGAGAUCCAGUUCCUUCUGUCUUGCUCGGAAGCGGAUGAAAACGAUAUGAUCAACUAUGAGGAAUACGCCAGUCGCUUCCAGGAGCCCGCCAAGGACAUUGGCUUCAACAUCGCCGUGCUGCUCACCAACCUGUCCGAGCACGUUCCUCACGACACCCGGCUGCAGAACUUCCUGGAACAAGCCGAGAGCGUGCUCAAUUACUUCCGCCCCUUCCUGGGCCGUAUUGAGAUCAUGGGCGCCAGUCGCAAGAUCGAACGCAUCUACUUUGAGAUCAGCGAGGUCAACCGCAGGCAAUGGGAGAUGCCUCAGGUCCGAGAGUCCAAGCGACAGUUCAUCUUCGACGUCGUCAACGAGGGCGGCGAGUCGGAGAAGAUGGAGAUGUUUGUCAACUUCUGCGAGGACACCAUCUUUGAGAUGAAUAUCGCCUCGCAGAUUUCCGAGCAGGAGGAAGAGGAAAAGGGCGAGGAGGAGGAUGAGCUCGAGGAAGCCGCGGGGGAAGGAGGAGCGGGAGCGGCCAUCGGAGCGGGAGAAGAGGACGCCAACGGCGAGGAGGCGCCGCCGGAGUCCAGCUCGGCCUUUGCCGACUUUAUAAACAGCACGUUGAGCUUCUUCAGCAUUUUCACCUUCCGUAAUCUCCGACGGCAAUAUCGGCGAGUGAGGAAGAUGACCCUGAAAGAGAUCGUGGUCGCCCUGUCCACCUUCUUCUGGGCGGUCCUGAUGAGCAUCCUGCACUUCUUCUACAACGUGUGCAAAGGCUUCUUUAUGAUCAUCUGGCACGCCCUGUUUGGAGGCGGCUUAGUGGAAGGAGCUAAAAAUAUCACGGUGACGGAGAUUUUGGCGAGCAUGCCCGAUCCGACGCAGGACGAUGUGCACGGCGAUGGACCCGGGGAACCCGGGAUAGGUGAGGAGCAAGACACGGGCGGGGUUACGGACACUGGAGACACCGGGAGUGGGGAAGAGGAGGAGGAGGAUACCCAGGAGAAGGAAGGCGGAAGGGUACCGGGUAUCGAUGCCCCUGGUGGUCUUGGUGACAUGGGGGUCGAGGCCCCCGUCGAGCCACCAACACCUGAAGGGACACCUAUCACCAAGAGGAAAAUGCAGCCAGAAGAGGCCGAUGCCAGCCAGAAGCCUCCGGAGCCAGCACCCGUUGAAGAAGCGGCCCCGGAACCAGAGAAGGCCGAUGUUGAAAACGGCGAGAAAGCAGAGAGAGAAUCCGAGAGUCACGCCAAAGUGGAUGCCGAUGAACCGAAGAAAUCCGCAGUGAAAAAAGAAAAGAAGCCCAAGAAGGGAGGCGGAUUCCAAAUCUGGACCGAGCUGGAAACGCAGAGAAAUAAAUUCAUGAACUACCUUUCCAGAAACUUCUACAACCUGCGCUUUCUGGCACUGUUCCUCGCCUUUGCGUUGAACUUCAUUCUGCUCUUCUACAAGGUAUCCGACAGCCCCCCUGAGGGCGAAGACGUGGAAGGAUCCGGGCUGGCGGAAGGAAGUGGUUUCUUCGAAGGCUCCGCUCUCUUUGAGGGUUCCGGAGAUGAGGGUGACGCUUCCGGAAUGAGCGACGGGGAUGAGGAUGAGGAAGAUGUGCCCCUCUAUUACUAUUUAGAGGAGAGCACCGGCUACAUGCAGCCCACGCUGUCCUUCCUCGCCAUUGUCCACACCCUCAUCUCCUUCAUCUGCAUCAUCGGCUACAACUGCCUCAAAAUUCCGCUGGUGAUCUUCAAACGGGAGAAAGAACUCGCAAGAAAGCUGGAGUUUGACGGCCUCUACAUCACGGAGCAGCCGGAGGACGAAGACAUCAAGGGCCAGUGGGAUCGACUGGUCCUGAAUACGCCCUCUUUCCCCAACAACUACUGGGAUAAGUUUGUGAAACGAAAGGUUCUGGAUAAAUACGGAGAUAUUUACGGACGGGAAAGAAUCGCUGAACUUCUGGGCGUGGACUUGGCGUCUUUGGAUGUGAGUCAGCAGCACGAAAAGAAACAAGAGGAAUCGGACACCUCGACAUUCGCGUGGGCUACCGCCAUCGACAUCAAGUUCCAGAUCUGGAAAUUUGGCGUUGUGUUCACAGACGGCACCUUCCUCUACUUGUGUUGGUACCUGAUUAUGUCCCUGCUUGGCCACUACAACAACUUCUUCUUCGCCUGCCAUCUGCUGGACAUCGCCAUGGGCGUCAAGACCCUCCGCACCAUUCUCUCCUCUGUUACCCACAACGGAAAACAGCUGAUGAUGACCGUGGGCCUGCUUGCGGUGGUGGUGUACCUGUACACGGUGGUGGCUUUCAACUUCUUCCGCAAGUUCUACAACAAGAGCGAAGACGAGGACGAACCCGAUAUGAAAUGCGACGACAUGAUGACGUGCUACCUGUUCCACAUGUAUGUGGGCGUACGUGCUGGCGGAGGCAUCGGAGAUGAGAUUGAGGAUCCCGCCGGAGAUGAAUAUGAGUUAUACCGAGUGGUCUUUGACAUCACUUUCUUCUUCUUUGUCAUCGUCAUCCUGCUGGCCAUCAUCCAGGGUUUGAUCAUUGACGCAUUCGGAGAGCUGCGAGAUCAGCAAGAGCAGGUUAAAGAAGACAUGGAGACCAAAUGCUUCAUUUGCGGCAUCGGGAGUGAUUACUUCGAUACAACGCCGCAUGGAUUUGAGACUCACACGCUGGAUGAGCACAACUUGGCCAAUUACAUGUUCUUCUUAAUGUAUCUCAUCAACAAAGAUGAGACCGAGCACACGGGACAGGAGUCAUAUGUGUGGAAAAUGUACCAAGAGCGAUGCUGGGACUUCUUUCCCGCUGGGGACUGCUUCCGAAAGCAAUAUGAAGAUCAGCUUUCUUAGUCUUGAACUACAACGCUUUGAGAAUUUCUUUUUUGUGUUGUAGACUAUUUCAAUUUUUUUUUUUUUUUGUAAUUACAAAUAUGCACCACAUCAAUUCAAGCAGUUCGGGUAAUUUUGUGUCGCUGUAAGACACUAUUGGUCUGUUUGUUGAAUCGGUUUCUAUAGGAAAGUGCAUCACAGUGUGAACUUCAGGCGA